Diospyros lotus (date-plum) is the source of this 1828-nucleotide messenger RNA. RefSeq lists its product as uncharacterized. Lineage: Eukaryota; Viridiplantae; Streptophyta; Magnoliopsida; Ericales; Ebenaceae. The coding region runs from base 338 to 1225 and encodes 295 amino acids. The transcript is spliced from 6 exons. The record is from RefSeq and is a predicted model, not a curated record.
CAUCAAUAUAAGUGAAGGUGGAAAGAGAGCUAUGUAUGUAUGUCUGUUUCGAGCUCCUUCCUGCCUAGAUCGGAUCCAGACUCUACCAGAGGGGCAGAGCCUCCUUUCCAGCGCCAUCUCCCUGUCGAAUUCCUCAUCACAUAACAGAUUCAGCUGACCAAAGACAAAAACGAAACGGAAUACAACUUUUCCAACAAAAAAAAAAUAGAAACAAAAAUACGGAAAUUCCAGCCCUUAGAAAAACGAGAGAAAAUUCCGGGAAAGCCGAGCUCGUUCGUGGCCUGAAACCUCAUUGAUUGCGUCCACAGAUCAGUGCUAUUUGGUGGCUCGGUGUUAAAUGGGCAAUGUAACGUCGAGUGUGGCGGCGAAAUUCGCGUUCUUCCCACCUGACCCACCCACCUACGAUGUGUUCAGAGACGAUGACGGGACCCUCAUCUUCACCGGGGUCAACGCCGACAAGAACGUCGACGUCCAUUUGCUCGAAACCAAGGCUGGCAACAGGGUCGUCGCCACCUUCUGGAGGCACCCUUUUGGGCGGUUUACGCUUCUCUACUCCCAUGGCAACGCUGCCGAUUUGGGCCAGAUGCAGGACCUCUUCAUUGAGCUCAGAGCUCGCCUCCGUGUCAAUAUCAUGAGUUACGAUUAUUCGGGGUAUGGAGCAUCCUCUGGUAAGCCAUCUGAGUUCAACACAUACUACGACAUAGAGGCUGUCUACGAGUGUUUGAAGAAUGAAUAUGGUAUUAAGCAGGAAGACGUGAUUUUGUAUGGUCAGUCUGUUGGAAGCGGGCCUACAUUACACUUAGCUUCUCGUUUACAGAGGUUGAGAGGCGUUGUUCUUCAUAGUGCCAUCCUUUCAGGGAUACGAGUUCUCUAUCCUGUCAAAAUGACAUUUUGGUUUGACAUUUUCAAGAAUAUAGACAAAAUAAGGAAUGUAAGCUGUCCGGUUCUAGUUAUACAUGGAACGAACGAUGAUGUCGUUGACUGGUCCCAUGGUAAGCGAUUGUGGGAACUUUCCAAGGAAAAGUACGAUCCCUUAUGGGUGAAGGGCGGUGGUCACUGUAACCUCGAGACAUUUCCUGAGUACAUCAAACACUUAAGCAAGUUUGUGAGUGCAAUGGAGAAACUCUCUUUGGCCAAAGAGAGCAAGCCAUCACUGUCUCCAAAUGGAAGCAUGACUGAUUCAGAUUGCAGAUACACCAAAUGCUUAAGAUUCGGAAGAAGAUGACUAAAUCUUUCUGUGUAUUUCCCAGUCGAGUUGUGAACAGAGGAGAGAAAGCCAGUCUAGGUUCUCACAAGGCGGGCUGUGACAUUGCAUUAAGGUGUGUUUGCUUGCACGAUCAACUGGCUGCCUAGGUAGCUAGCUUAUCUCGUGUGUGACAUGAACUACAGCCAUUUCUGUGAUCACAGUGACGGUUAUCAGUCACCAGCACGCACGAUCCGAGUGGAGUAUGUUCUUUGUUGGGAAAAAGCUUAAUUAGGACUGCUGUCCUGACUUGAUCUGAUUGCAUGUAAGAUAAGACAAAAGUGAAAGGGGUCAUGUAGUGUUAGACUGUUAGGCCAGUUCUUCUGUUAAUACUUUUAGGCCCUCAGUUGCUUGAAAGUUUAUAUCCAGUUGUGUCAAAAUUGUCUUUAAUCCUUGCUCUUGAUUUUGCAUGUGGAAUGGUCCUGAUCUCUAGUUUGUUUUGGGAAGAAAUUAGGUUAGAUUUGUAGUUUAGGAAGGAUGAAGUACAGGUUUGCAGUUGAAUGUUUGAAAAAGUUUGGUAUUUGUGAUUCCUGCAAUAAUUAUUUAUAUAUAUGGAAACGGAAGUAUUGAAUUUUGCACCAAAAA